Vombatus ursinus (common wombat) is the source of this 4452-nucleotide messenger RNA. It is a transcript of the gene TNN, whose product is annotated as tenascin N. The record is from RefSeq and is a predicted model, not a curated record. Gene Ontology annotation, molecular function: protein binding. The transcript has 19 exons. The coding region runs from base 130 to 3945 and encodes 1271 amino acids. Lineage: Eukaryota; Metazoa; Chordata; Mammalia; Diprotodontia; Vombatidae.
GCAGAGGAGAUCCAGGACAGGCUUAAGCCCUCAAGGGUGUUCUCCUAAGGUGACAAAAGAGUGGGGGUGUGCCCAGUAACUUCUGAGGCCUCCAGGAAGAAUCUAUUCUCCUUGGCUCCAAGGAAGCGCAUGAUGGGUUUCUACCAUAUAUUUUAUUUCCCUUUGGGGCUCCUGCUCUGGUCCAUAUUACAGACAGCAUCAGCUCCAGCAACUCCUGACCCCGUCAUCUGCAGCAAUCAAGAGAAGCAGGUUAUGUUUAGCCACACCUACAAGAUUGAUGUACCGAAGUCCUCCCUGAUCCAGGUGGAGGCUGAUCCUGAACCACUCAGAGAUGAGGGGGGAACGCUGCUCCUCCCUGGGGAGGCCGGUGAAGAUCAGAAUAUCAUCUUCCGGCACAAUAUCCGCCUUCAGACCCCAAAGAGAGACUGCGAAUUGUCAGGCAGCCUCCAGGACCUGUUGGCCCGGGUGAAGAAGCUGGAGGAAGAGAUGGCAGAGAUGAAGGAGAAGUGUGGGACUCAGCAGUGCUGCCAGGGAGCCCCAGGCCUCAGCAACCUCUGCAGUGGGCAUGGAGUUUUCACCCAAGACAUUUGUGGGUGCAGGUGUGAUGAAGGCUGGGAAGGCCCUGACUGCUCCCGCCCCAGCUGUCCUGGGGGGUGCAGCGGCCAUGGGCGAUGUGUGGAUGGCCGAUGCGUUUGUGAUGAGCCCUACAUUGGGGAGGAUUGUGGCUACCUGCCCUGCCCUGAGAACUGCAGUGGGAAUGGAAUCUGUGUGAGGGGCGUUUGCCAUUGCCAUGAGGAUUUCACAUUGGAGGACUGCAGUGAGAAGAGAUGUCCCAAUGACUGCAGUGGCCAUGGCUUCUGUGACACAGGAGAGUGUUACUGUGAGGAGGGCUUCACCGGCCUGGACUGCUCCCAGGUUCCCACUCCCCAGAGUCUGCAGCUACUCAAAAGCACAGAGGACUCUCUGCUGGUGCAUUGGGAUCCAGAAGUGGAUGUAGACCAUUACCUGCUCAGCUACUAUCCCCUGGGGGUGGAUACUUCAAUGAAGCAGGUUAAAGUCCCCAAAGAUCAGCUAAGUUAUGACAUUCACAACCUGCAGCCCAGCACCAAGUACAUUAUCAACUUACGCAAUGUGAAAAAGGGGAUUUCCAGUAACCCACAGCAUCUGCUGGCCUCUACAGACGUGCCUGUGAAUGGCACUGCUUGGGUGACCGAUGAGACAGAGUACUCCCUGGAUGUGGAAUGGGAGAACCCGCCUGUGGAGGUGGAUUAUUACAAACUCAGGUAUGGCACCUUAGAAGGGCAGGAGGUGAAGGAGGUGACCGUGCCCAAGAGCAAUGACCCCAAGAGCAGAUAUGACAUCACAGGUUUGCAGCCUGGGACUGAUUACAAGAUCACUGUGAUACCCAUGAGAGGUGGGCUGGAAGGCAAACCAAUUUCCCUGAGUGGCAAAACUGGAAUUGACAGUCCCACCAAUGUGGUGACUGAUCGAGUGACAGAGGAUACGGCCACUGUCUCCUGGGAUCCUGUCCAGGCUGUCAUCGAUAGAUACGUGGUACGCUAUACCUCCACCGAAGGAGAUGUCAAGAUGACACCGGUGGGGAAGGAUAAGAGCAGCACCGUUCUGACGGGCUUGAAUCCGGGCAUGGAGUAUACUGUCCAUGUGUGGGCUGAGAAGGGGAGCCAAGAGAGUAAGAAAGCCAACACCAAGGCCUUAACAGAAAUUGACAGUCCAACCAAUCUGGUAACUGAUCGUGUAACUGAGGAUACAGCCACCAUCUCCUGGGACCCAGUUCAGGCCGACAUAGAUAGGUACCUGGUGAGCUAUACCUCUGCUGAUGGAGAGACCAUGGAGAUACCAGUGGGGAAGGAAAAGACCUCCACCAUCCUGACAGGCCUGAGGCCAGGCAUGGAUUAUACUGUCUACGUCUGGGCUGAGAAGGGGAACCAAGAAAGCAAGAAAGCCAACACCAAUGCCCCAACAGACAUGGUACGCUACACCUCAGCUGAUGGAGAGACCAAGGAGAUACCAGUGGGGAAGGACAAGACCACCACCACCCUGACAGGCCUGAGGCCAGGCAUGGAUUACGCUGUUUAUGUCUGGGCUGUGAAGGGAGACCGGGAGAGCAAGAAAGCCAAUACCAAAGCCCCAACAGAAAUUGAUGAUCCAAAGAACCUGAUAACUGAUCGAGUGACAGAGGACACAGCCACUAUAUCCUGGGACCCAGUUCAAGCUGUCAUAGACAGGUACAUGGUGCGCUAUACCUCAGCUGAUGGACAGACGAUGGAGAUACCAGUGGGGAAGGACAAGACCACUACCAUCCUGACAGGCCUGAGGCCAGGCAUGGAUUACGCUGUUCAUGUCUGGGCUGUGAAAGGAGACCGAGAGAGCAAGAAAGCCAACACUAAAGCCCCCACAGAGAUUGAUAGCCCCAGAAACUUAGUGACUAACCAAGUGACAGAGGAUACAGCCACUAUAUCCUGGGACCCUGUCCAGGCCGUCAUAGACAGGUACAUGGUGCGCUACACCUCAGCUGAUGGAGAAACCAAGCAGAUACCAGUGAGGAAAGACAAAACUACUACUAUUCUACCAGGCCUAAGGCCAGGCAUGGAGCACACUGUAUAUGUCUGGGCUGUGAAGAAAGAUCGAGAGAGCAAGAAAGCCAACACAAAAGCCCUAACAGACAUUGAUGAUCCCAAGAACUUGAUGGCUAACCAGGUGACAGAGAACACAGCGACUAUAUUCUGGGACCCAGUCCAGGCUGUCAUAGACAGAUACAUGGUGCGUUACACCUCAGCUGAUGGAGAGACUAAGGAGAUGCCAGUGGAGAACGACAAGACUGCCACCAUGCUGACAGGCCUGAAGCCAGGAAUGGACCACUCUAUUUAUGUCUGGGCUGUGAAGGGAGAUCGAGAAAGCAAGAAAGCCAACACCAAAGCAUUGACAGAUAUUGACCCUCCCAGAAACCUCCGUGCAUCUGAUGUAACCCAGUCUAGUGGUGUUGUGACCUGGAUGCCACCUUCUGCUCAAAUUGAUGGCUAUAUUCUAACUUACCAAGCUCCAGAUGGCACCAGCAAGGAGGUGAAGCUGGGACCUGGGGACCGGAGGUUUAAGCUGCAAGGCCUUGGGCUAGGAGUCAGGUAUGCAGUUUCUCUGGUAGCCUUUAAGGGUGGUCGCCGGAGCAGGAUAGUAUCUACUAACUUAUCCACAGUUGAGGCUCGUUUCCCCCACCCAAACGACUGCAGUCAGGUUCAACAGAAUGGAGACUUCGGCAGCGGCAUGUACACCAUCUACCUUCAUGGUGAUGUCAACCAGCCCAUGCAAGUAUACUGUGACAUGGACACUGACGGUGGCGGAUGGAUUGUGUUUCAGAGACGGAACACAGGGCAGCUGGACUUCUUCAAGCGUUGGAAGCACUAUGUGGAAGGUUUUGGCGAUCCCAUGAGGGAGUUCUGGUUUGGGCUUGAGAAGCUACACAAUCUUACCACUGGAACACCAGUUCCAUAUGAAGUGCGGAUAGACUUACAGACAGCAAAUGAGUCUGCCUAUGCGGUCUAUGAUUUUUUCCAAGUGGCCUCUAGCAAGGACAGAUACAAGCUGACAGUGGGGAAAUACAGAGGCACUGCAGGUGAUGCUCUCUCUUACCACAACGGAUGGAAAUUCACCACCUUUGACAGAGACAAUGAUAUUGCUCUCAGCAACUGUGCCCUGACACAUCAUGGCGGCUGGUGGUAUAAGAACUGCCACCUGGCAAACCCCAAUGGCCGAUACGGAGAAACCAAGCACAGUGAGGGGGUGAACUGGGAGCCAUGGAAAGGACAUGAAUUCUCCAUCCCUUAUGUGGAGUUGAAGAUCCGCCCUCAUGGUUUCAGUGGGAGGCAUGUGCCAGGGAGAAAGAAAAGGAUGUUGGCAGGGAAGAGAAUAAUCAACACAAGAUCCAACUGAGCAGAAGCCAGAAUGAGAAGAGAUUAGUUAAAACUGCAAAGAGUUUUGGAUGGGGGGUGGGUAGAUUACUCAUUGGCUGAACUUGAAUUAACAUCUGAGUGACUGUAUGGGGGAUGUACGUGAUCUCUCCUUUCUGUUAUCUUCAGAGACCCAAUCUCCAAGUACAUUCUGCCAGGCCCCAAGCCAUGGCCAUUCCCCUUUCCCCUCCAUCUUCACUGAUGCAACAUUAUCUAUACUUAGGAUUUAGAUUUUUUAAAAAGUGAUUGCAUAGCAUGUGAUGGGGAAAUUAAUACCAUACUGGCAAGGAUGCUCAACCUUACCCCGAUGAUGUUCUAGUGACAUGAGAUGGCUUGAGAAUUCUGUAAAAGACAUGUCAUCUAGCUCUUUACCAAUUGGAAAGCUCCAGAAACUGCUAUUUCUUGGAUUCCCUCAGUAUAUAUUUUGUAUGUAUUUGUAUGUGCAUUUGUCACCCCACUGAUGGAAUGUAAGCUCCUUGAGGGCAGGGAC